Molecule: messenger RNA, 1336 nt
Organism: Moneuplotes crassus
Lineage: Eukaryota; Ciliophora; Spirotrichea; Euplotida; Euplotidae
Source: the annotation of a GenBank genome assembly
AGUAAGCCUGAAUUCAAACAUUUCUUCCCAAUCAAGCUUCUUCAGACUUUAAACCAAAAAUUCAUUUAUUCUUUCUCCUUUUCUAAUCAACAACUCCUACCAAUCCAUCCCAAUACUCUACCCUCACAAAUCCCUCUGCCAGUCUCUUCAUCCUUCUCUGCUCCAAUUAACCUUACUCAUUUCAAAUUCUUUAUCUUUCGACCUAACUUAGAUUGCACUAGUGAAGCUCUACUAGUGAUAACAAAGCAAUAAUCAUAUAAACCUUACAGGACCAACUUCAGAAUUUUCAUGACCCAAUCUUUAUCUCUACUUACACCAUCUCUAACAACUCCUGAGUCUCCCCAAAACCGACCUAUAUCGAUUCAUUUCUAAAACCAAAGGCAUACUUUUCAAUUGCCUCAAGCCCAAUAAAUCCUGGUCUUCUUCAGAGAGCCCACUUUGACUACUUAUAAUGCUAACAUCUGAACUAUUUACCUGAAUUUCACAGGGUUUUAAUAUGUUGAGAAAGGGAAAUAUAGGCCCAAGAGGACGGCCUAGAGGGACUUUGGCAGGGAUAAGAGAGGGGGUGAAUAGGAUUUGGGUGGAUGUUGGAAGGAGAUUGAUUUAGGUGAAGAGAUUGUUAUGAAGAAAUGUGAGAAGAUUUGAAAUUGGUUAUGAGGAGUUGUGUAUGCGAAUUUUAGGUAUCCGAAGACGUUUGUGAAACCUGAAGUGUUGACGUUGUUUUGAGGGAGUGUUAUGUGUGUCAAAUUUCUGAGAAAAAUGAGCUCUAUUGUUAUACCUGAGAUAAAUAGUAUGACGAUAGGGGGUAUUUAUACAAGAGACAAAUACGUUGGCCGUAUUAUUGAGAAAUGCUUUCCACAAAAAGUUCAUACUCUUCAGUUAUGUUCUGGAACUAAUCUCACUCCAAUAAGGAUUUUAUUUCCCCAAUUAAUGAAGCUCUCUAUAAAUGUUAAAGAAAUAGUGAAUAUGAGUGGUUUUGAGAUCAAUGAAAGACAAUUUAAAAGAAUAUUAGCUGCAUUUAGGCACAUAAAAUCUGUGAGCAUUAAACGUUCAAAGUUCUUGAUCCCAAAUAUACCAAAUUUAUCAUUAGCUUUAAAUAAUACUAAAAUUAAAAAACUGAAUUUCGAUUUUUGAGGAAAAGAAGAUAAUAGCAACUGGAAAGAAAACCCUCAAGAAUUCAUAAACCUCAUCAAAGGCAUCUCUAAAUCCCCCCAACUCACUCAAUCCCUCAACUCCUUAAGCGCCAUAAACUCCUUCUCCAACCCAGAACAAAUCAGACUCAUCCUCAGUACCACCAGCCUCUCCCACAUAAAUCUUUCCUUAUAACCCUUCUUAC